ACUCUUUUGCUACCAGCUAUAAAUGUCACACCUGUUCAUUUCAUUUCAUUUUGCUUUCCCUUUACUGUUUCUCUCUCUCUCUCUCUCUCUGGUUUCCUCCAUUACAAACCAAGCUUCCCUUUCCAGCUUGUUUCAGGUCCCGCAAUCAUCUUCCUCAAGCACAAUACCCACCAACCGUUUUCCCACCUUUGCUUUUUCCUUCUCCAAAAUCUAGCAAUUUCCACUCUCUCACUCUCUGUGUCUGGUUUUUCCCCAUAAAAAUGAGAUUUUUGUCCGGCAUUGCCUUCCAAUUUCUUUUUCUUAUCAUCUUAGCCUGAAUUCUUCUUGACCCAUUUGAGGUCACAAUCUCCUCUGGUGAAUUCCUCUGCAACUGUACCCUUUUGCUGCAUCUGGGUUUUCACUGAGAAGGCCCUUUGUUGCUUCUGUGGGUGCUGAAGGAAGAAGCUCAAGGAGGGUGACUUAGAUUAACGCAAAGGUGGGGAUGUCUUAAUUCUACUAUAGAAGAAUUUGGAGAACAAAGUUUGAUUGACUUGUAGCAUUCAAUCAUGGCAACCAACAGUUUGAGUAUGGAAAUGUCAAAGAAGACUUCACUUUUGGGUUUGAGGUUGUGGGUUUUGAUUGGGAUAGGUGUUGGUGCUUUUAUAGUUCUGAUUCUUUGCAUCUUAUCUAUAUGGGUUAUGUUUCGGAGAAAGUCUAGGAGAUCUGUGGACAAGUACUCUUUAUCCCAAAUACCGCACGUCUCGAAGGAUAUCAAAGUUGACAAAGUAGGGGUGCAGAAUUAUCAUGAUCAAGCAGAAAGUAUAUCUAUUCCUGUUCAUGAUAAGGGCAGUGGUAAGAAUUCAGAUAAGUUGAUAGUUCAUUUGGGCACAAGCAAAUCCAGUGAUCAUGAUAAUAUCAGUCAGUGCAGCUCAAUUUAUCAUCAUGAGAGAGGAUUUAGUUCAAUGUCAGGGGAAGAAGGAAGCUCUGGAACAGCUAAGAAGCAGUCUACAUUAUCAUUAGGCGGGAUGGUACCUGCCUCUCCUCUAAUUGGCUUGCCUGAAUUUUCUCAUCUUGGGUGGGGCCACUGGUUCACACUUAGAGAUCUGGAAUUUGCAACUAGUCGUUUCUCUGCAGAGAAUGUGAUUGGAGAGGGUGGAUAUGGAGUUGUUUACCGGGGAAGACUGAUCAAUGGAUCCGAGGUCGCAGUGAAGAAACUUCUUAACAACUUGGGACAAGCAGAGAAAGAAUUCAGGGUUGAAGUGGAGGCUAUAGGCCAUGUUAGACAUAAAAAUCUUGUGCGCUUACUUGGAUAUUGCAUAGAAGGAGUUCACAGGUUGCUGGUGUAUGAAUUUGUGAAUAAUGGUAACUUAGAACAAUGGUUACAUGGGGCUAUGAGCCAACACGGGGUACUUACAUGGGAAGCUCGCAUGAAAGUUUUACUGGGCACAGCCAAAGCGCUUGCUUACUUACAUGAAGCAAUAGAACCAAAAGUUGUUCACCGGGAUAUAAAGUCUAGCAACAUAUUGAUUGAUAAUGAGUUCAAUGCAAAGGUUUCUGAUUUUGGUUUGGCCAAACUUUUGGAUUCAGGAGAAAGUCACAUAACUACUAGAGUAAUGGGAACCUUUGGUUACGUGGCACCAGAAUAUGCUAAUACUGGUUUGUUAAAUGAGAAGAGUGACAUUUACAGCUUUGGUGUUCUCCUGCUUGAAGCGGUUACAGGAAGGGACCCUGUAGACUAUACCCGUCCUGCUAACGAGGUGAAUCUUGUUGAGUGGCUCAAAAUUAUGGUAGGGACUAGGAGGGCUGAAGAAGUUGUGGACUCAAGACUUGAAGUGAAACCGACAACUCGUGCUUUAAAACGUGCCCUUUUGGUUGCACUCAGGUGUGUUGAUCCUGAUGCUGAAAAGAGGCCCAAAAUGAGUCAGGUUGUGAGGAUGCUUGAAGCCGAUGAAUAUCCUUUCCGAGAGGAUCGAAGGAAUAGAAAGAGCCGCACUGCCAGCAUGGAAAUUGAGUCUCUGAAGGAUGUUUCUGGUCCAUCUGAUGCUGAAAAGGUGAAGGGUUCUGAAGACUGUGAACCUGUGACGACGAGUCAAGGGCAGUGUUGAAAACAGCAUGAAUUAACCCGCCUUUUCAAUUGGCUUUGUGCUGAUUUCAGUGACCAAUCAAACACCAUAUCAAGUUUUUCUUGAGAAAGUUUUUACCCCAUCUGAGAAGAAAAUCAUAUCAGAGAUAGCUCAGUUGGAUGAUGAAGCAUUUGCUUAUUCAAUAUGGUCAUUCAAGGACAUGAUACACCAAAUUUGCAAGGAGGAUGGAGUCACUAUGAGUAAGUGAGUGCUAUUGUUAAUGUUGUACAGAUGUCUGCUGAGCCAUUCUCAUCAUUACAUUAUUGCUACUUUGCACCCGUUUUUGUCUUCUGGAGAGUGGAAGAGAUGAUGAAAAGUUUAUAUUUAGUGAAAAUUUAGUGUUUGGACUUUGGCAUCAUUGUUCUUGCAUUUUGCUUUAAGUUAUAUGUAUACAAUCCCAAAAGAAUUAAUUGAAGUGAUAGUAUCCCUUUCUUUUGCAGCA
Lotus japonicus is the source of this 2544-nucleotide messenger RNA. RefSeq names its product probable receptor-like protein kinase At2g42960. The coding region runs from base 546 to 2084 and encodes 512 amino acids. Gene Ontology annotation, molecular function: protein kinase activity; ATP binding. The record is from RefSeq and is a predicted model, not a curated record. The transcript is spliced from 8 exons. Lineage: Eukaryota; Viridiplantae; Streptophyta; Magnoliopsida; Fabales; Fabaceae. Gene Ontology annotation, biological process: protein phosphorylation.